Apis laboriosa (Himalayan honeybee) is the source of this 2690-nucleotide messenger RNA. It is a transcript of the gene Snx27, whose product is annotated as sorting nexin-27. NCBI's taxonomy places the organism in Eukaryota, Metazoa, Arthropoda, Insecta, Hymenoptera, Apidae. Gene Ontology annotation, biological process: signal transduction; intracellular protein transport. Bases 22 to 1614 code for a protein of 530 amino acids. Gene Ontology annotation, cellular component: early endosome. The transcript is spliced from 7 exons. The record is from RefSeq and is a predicted model, not a curated record. Gene Ontology annotation, molecular function: protein binding; phosphatidylinositol-3-phosphate binding.
AAUGGGUGGUCAGAGAGUAAGAUGGCGGACUGCGAAUCGGAGGUGCAGCGCUUGCCAGCCGCGAACGAAGACGUAACGAGAAACGCGAAUGUAACAAUGAUUACCAACGGACGCGUGCCUCAACAUCCGGUAAACCAAACAAAUCCUAUCGGACAAGGACCAAGACGCGUCACUAUUUACAAAACCGAAACUGGUUUUGGGUUCAAUGUACGCGGUCAGGUCAGCGAGGGUGGACAACUACGAAGCAUCAACGGAGAACUGUACGCGCCGCUUCAGCAUGUCAGCGCCGUAUUACCUCGAGGUGCUGCCGAAAAAGCCGGCGUACGAAAAGGCGAUCGUAUAUUAGAAGUAAACAGUGUGAACGUCGAGGGAGCAACCCACAAACAGGUGGUGGAUUUGAUAAAGUCAGGGGGCGACGUGUUGACGUUGACAGUCAUCUCUGUUACGCCGCAAGAAGCGGAAAAGCUCGAACCGUUCGAAGACUUGAGUUAUGCAUCGGUGGACUACAGCGAAAAGCGAUCCCUACCCAUCAGCGUACCGGAUUAUCACGUCCGUGAGAGGAAACACGAACGUUACGUCGUUUUCAACGUUCACAUGGCAGGCAGACAUUUAUGCUCUCGACGUUACCGGGAAUUCGCCGCUUUGCACAUGGCUCUCAAAAAGGAAUUUAUCGGAUUCAACUUUCCCAAAUUACCUGGAAAAUGGCCAUUCCAAUUGAGCGAGCUGCAACUCGACGCGAGAAGGCGCGGUUUAGAACAAUAUUUGGAAAAGGUUUGUGCCGUAAGAGUAAUUGCCGAAAGCGAUAUCAUGCAAGAAUUCUUGGCUGAUAGACUCGAAGAAGAUGGUGAUCAAGGGCCAGCAGUCGAUUUAAAAGUACUGUUGCCGGAUCGCGAGGUUGUUACUGUUACAGUUGCUAAAGCGGCCUCUGUCAGUGAUGUGUACGAUGCAGUUUGCAGUAGAGUGGGAUUGGACGCAGAAACGGCGAAAUACUUUUAUCUUUUCGAGAUCGUCGAGUACAAUUUCGAAAGGAAACUGCAACCCCACGAGCAUCCCCAUACUUUGUACGUUCAAAAUUACUCGACCGCCAGUGUGACGUGUUUAGCAAUAAGAAGGUGGCUUUUUAACUUAAAUAGACCGCUCAGCGAGCAAGCGUUAACUUGGAUAUUUUGGCAAACGGUGGACGAAGUGAACAGGGGGCAUAUCACGGCAGGAGAAAGAUUAUACCAGUUGAAAGCGUUGCAAGACGCGUCCAGGAAACACGAGUAUCUAAAAUUGGCGAGAGAAUUGAGCGGUUAUGGUGAUAUCGUGUUCCCUCAUUGCGCAUGCGAUUCGCGCAAGGAAGGACACGUUGUCCCCGCUGUAGGUGCACCAGCAUUUAAGCUGCACGCGGCGAAGGAGGACGGCACUUUGGAAUCUCAAGUUGUCGAAUUUCAAUGGAAUACUAUUACACGAUGGGAGGUGGAUGAAGAAGGGAUGGCGUUCUGCUUUCAAUAUACGCGUCAAGAUAACCGUCCACCGCGUUGGCUCAAGCUUUUCACACCUUAUUACACGUUCCUGUCGGAUUGUUUCGAUCGAAUAGCCGAGGAAGGAAAAUGGGACGAUCCAGGAGAAUGAAGAAACGUUCGGCGUUAAAAAGAAAGAAAGAAAGAAAGAAAAAAAGAUAUUCGGUGCAUAAUAGCAAAGGUAUCGUUUCAUCGAGGUAUCAUUUCAUUUAUCUAGCAAGGACUUUUUGAUUAGGAUUACUUUUUUAUGGCGAUUUAAAUAUCAAUAAGACGCUCUGAUCAUAAUCUCGCUUUGUUCAAUCAACGAUGCAUCGUUAUGUAUUAUUAUAUAUUGUUGUUUUAGUUAUAAUGUUAUAAAUACGAAAUACAAAGGUAAUCGAAAAUCAACAAUUUUUCUGUUCUAAAGUGAAAUAGAGAUUGACAUUAAACUUGUCAAACUUGUCCAAUCGAUGAAACACUUUUAUCAUUAGAUUAGAUUUUAUUUAAAGAAAAGCAAAUUUACUUUUAAUAGCAAUUAUUAAGAGGGCUAAGAUAUUGUUACGUUAUCCUAAUCAUCUGUCUAGAUGAAAUCUAUUUUCUUGGCCUAUCGUUCACGUAGAAGUGUAUUAAAUUAAAUCUCGAACAAGAGAAUCACUGAAUCACCGGAGUCGUUCCUUUUUUACUAGCCUAAUAGUUAUCGCCAAUUUUCAUUAGAUUCCGAACGCAAAUGUAUCAACUUAACCAAGAAGUAUUAUCUUUCAAAUUACGAUUCGAUUCCUCUCACGUUCUGUACGUAAGUUUUUUUUUUCUUUUCUUUUUUUUUUCCUCUUUUCUAAAAUCUUUUCAACAAUCUGUCCGUCUUCUUUCCUACGUUAAACAAUUUUAUAUAUAUAUAUAUAUAUAUAUAUAUAUAUAUAUAUAUAUAUAGAGAAAUAGGUUGUCGCAAUAUACAUUUCAUGUUAUUCGUAUGAAAAAAGAAAAAGAAAAAAAUAAGCGUAAUAGAGCAGAAUAGCACAGAUACAUACUUUUUCCCGAAGCUAUAUUUUUAUUAUUAAAGAUGCAGAAAUAAAUAAAACAGAAUUGUUCUCUGAUCCGAUCUCCGAUAUCGUAAUCGAUAGUAUGUACAAAUGGAUGGAUGUGCUAGAGGUGUGAAAAUAAAUCGAAACGUUAAUUCGAAUUUAAAGAGAAAAAAAAAAAAAAAAAAAAAAA